Molecule: messenger RNA, 4488 nt
Organism: Cucurbita moschata (crookneck pumpkin)
Lineage: Eukaryota; Viridiplantae; Streptophyta; Magnoliopsida; Cucurbitales; Cucurbitaceae
Product: wall-associated receptor kinase 3-like
Exons: 6
Coding region: 20-4351 (1443 amino acids)
Biological process (GO): cell surface receptor signaling pathway; protein phosphorylation
Cellular component (GO): plasma membrane
Molecular function (GO): polysaccharide binding; calcium ion binding; protein serine/threonine kinase activity
Source: RefSeq, a predicted model, not a curated record
CGAGACGCUCAUUCGACUAAUGACCACAAACAUACUCAUCCUAUCACCGCUGGUUUACGCAGCAACGGCGGUAGCAGCAUUUCAAGCCUUACCCGGGUGCGACGAUCGGUGUGGCGACUUGCAGAUUCCAUAUCCAUUUGGCACUAGGGAAGGGUGUUACCUGAACAAAAAUUUCUUGAUUACCUGUAACACAACUCAUGACGAUCGCCCAACGCCAUUUCUCCGGACCGGCAACAUUCAAGUUACGAAUAUAUCCAUCUCCGGUGAGCUGCACAUCUCAAACGUCGUGGCCAAAGAUUGCUACCCCAAAAGCAAUAGUCUUAAAGCACGUCCGUCCUCCGCCACUCUCAACUUAUUAGAAUUCACAGUUUCCAGUACCAAAAACAAGUUCACUGUUAUUGGUUGUGAUACUUACGCUUAUCUUUCUGGCCUAAUCGAGGGGCAAACCUAUACAACAGGAUGCAUGGCGUUGUGUGAUAAUAUCACCACCGUAAGAGAUGGCGCCUGCUCAGGUAAUGGGUGCUGUCAGCUGGACAUCCCCAGCGGCUUAAAGGGUUUGAGAUGUAGGGUGCAGAGCUUCAAAAAUCAUAGUAAGGUCUUGAGUUAUAAUCCAUGUGGGUAUGCCUUUGUGACUGAAGAAGACAAGUUUAAUUUCUCGGGGGCUUAUAUUCGUAAUUUCACACAAAAGAGAGUUCCGGCGGUGCUUGAUUGGGGUAUUAGUAAUACCACUUGCUUGACGGCUAACAACGAAAGUAAUUGUGUUUGUGGGCCCAAUAGCAUGAAGGUUACCUCUCUCCCCGAUGGAUCUGAGUAUCGUUGUGGGUGCUUGGAAGGGUUUGAGGGUAAUCCUUAUCUUCCUCAAGGAUGUCAAGAUAUUGAUGAAUGUAGGGAUGAAAGGCUGAAUGAUUGCAAGUUUGAGUGUGUUAACACUGAAGGGAACUAUACUUGUAAUUGUCCGGAGGGUUUUAAAGGUGAUGGACGACGUAGGGGUGAAGGUUGCACUCGAAGCUCCAAGUCUUUUGUUCAAGUUAUCAUUGGAGUAUCCGUGGGGUUCACAGUCUUAGUAAUUGGGAGUACAUGGCUAUACUUAGGCUACAGAAAAUGGAAGCUCAUCAAACUAAAAGAGAAGUUCUUCGAGGAACAUGGAGGCUUAAUGCUUCAACGACAUCUCUCUCAAUGGAAAUCAUCCACAGACAUGGUCACAAUCUUCACCCAAGAGGAGCUAGACAAGGCUACAAACAAGUACGAUGAAAGCGCCGUGAUUGGAAAAGGCGGCUACGGCACAGUCUACAAAGGCAUCUUACCUGACGGCUCAGUAGUAGCAAUCAAAAAAUCAAAAUUAGUGGACCAAUCCCAAACUUCCCAAUUCAUCAACGAAGUUAUCGUCCUAUCCCAAAUCAACCACCGUAACGUGGUCAGGCUCGUGGGGUGCUGUUUAGAGACCCAAGUUCCAUUGUUGGUGUACGAGUUCAUAACCAAUGGCACCCUCUUCGAUCACAUCCAUGAUACUACAAAACACGUCCCACUUUCUUGGAAAGCUCGCUUGAGAAUCGCUUCGGAAACUGCCGGAGUCAUUUCGUAUUUGCAUUCUUCAGCUUCUAUUCCCAUCAUCCAUAGAGAUAUCAAGACGACCAACAUACUUUUAGAUGAUAAUUACAAUGCAAAGGUGUCUGAUUUUGGUGCUUCCAAGUUGGUUCCAUUGGAUCAAACUCAAUUAUCCACUAUGGUUCAAGGGACUUUUGGAUAUUUGGACCCGGAGUAUUUGUUAACGAGUGAGUUGACGGAGAAGAGCGAUGUGUAUAGCUUUGGAAUUGUGCUUCUAGAGCUGAUAACCGGGAAGAAGGCAGGGAAUUUCGAGGGGCCGGAAGCGGAGAGAAAUUUAGCUGUGUAUGUUUUACGUGCAAUGAAGGAAGAUCGGUUGGGGGAUGUUGUGGAGAAGGGAAUGGCGAGGGAAAGGGAAUUUGAGCAGAUAAAAGAAGUGGGGAAGGUGGCGAGGAAGUGCUUGAGAAUAAGUGGGGAGGAGAGGCCGAGCAUGAAGGAGGUGGGCAUGGAGUUGGAGGGUUUGAGAGUGAUGGUUGAACAUGAGUGGGUUGAUGAAGAAAAAUUGGUGGCGGAUGGAGCUUUGGAUUCGACGUCGAAUCAGUUUCGUCAAAUCGAGACGCUUAUUCGACUCAUGAUCGUAAACAUACUCAUCCUAUCGUCACCAGUUUACGCAUCUCAAGCCUUACUCGGCUGCCCCGAUCGGUGUGGCGACUUGCAGAUACCAUAUCCAUUCGGAACAAGGGAAGGGUGUUACCUAAACAAAAAUUUCUUGAUUACCUGUAACACAACUCAUUUCAAUCCCCCGAGGCCAUUUCUCCGGACCGGCAACAUUCAAGUUACGAAUAUAUCCAUCUCCGGUGAGCUCCAAAUCUUGCACUUUGGGGCCAAAGAUUGCUACCCCAAAAACAAUAGCCUCGACGCACGUCGGACCUCCGCCACUCUCAACUUAUCCACGUUCACAGUUUCCAGUACCAAAAACAAGUUCACUGUUAUCGGCUGUGAUACAUACGCUUUUCUUUCUGGCCAAAUCGAGGGGCAAAGCUAUAGAACAGCAUGCGUGGCGUUGUGUGAUAACAUCACCACCGUAAGAGAUGGCGCCUGCUCUGGUAAUGGGUGCUGUCAGCUUGACAUCCCUAGCGGCUUAAAGGGUUUGAGGUAUAGGGUGCGCAGCUUCGACAAUCACACCGACGUCUUGAGCUUUAAUCCAUGUGGGUAUGCCUUUGUGACCGAGGAAGACAAGUUUCAUUUCUCGGCGGCUUAUAUUCGUGAUUUCCCACAAAGGCAAGUUCCUGUUGUGCUUGAUUGGGGUAUUAGUAAUACCACUUGCUCCACGGCUAACAACAAAAGUAAUUGUAUUUGUGGGCCCAAUAGCAUGAUGGUUAACCCUCUCCAUGAUGGAUCUGAGUAUCGUUGCCGGUGCUUGGAUGGGUUUGAGGGUAAUCCUUAUCUUCCUCGAGGAUGUCAAGAUAUUGAUGAAUGUAGGGAUGAAAGGCUGAAUGAUUGCAAGUUUGAGUGUGUUAACACUAAAGGGAACUAUACUUGUAAUUGUCCGGAGGGUUUUAAAGGUGAUGGACGACGUGGGGGUGAAGGUUGCACUCGAAGCUCCAAGUCUUUUGUUCAAGUUAUCAUUGGAGUAUCCGUGGGGUUUACAGUCUUAGUAAUUGGGAGUACAUGGCUAUACUUAGGCUACAGAAAGUGGAAGCUCAUCAAACUAAAAGAGAAGUUCUUCGAGGAAAAUGGAGGCUUAAUGCUUCAACGACAUCUCUCUCAAUGGAAAUCAUCCACAGACACAGUCACAAUCUUCACCCAAGAGGAGCUAGACAAGGCCACAAACAAGUACGAUGAAAGCGCCGUGAUUGGAAAAGGCGGCUACGGCACAGUCUACAAAGGCUUCUUACCCGACGGCUCAGUAGUAGCAAUCAAAAAAUCAAAAUUAGUGGACCAAUCCCAAACAUCCCAAUUCAUCAAUGAAGUCAUUGUUCUUUCCCAAAUCAACCAUCGAAACGUGGUCAAGCUCUUAGGGUGUUGUUUGGAGACCCAAGUCCCAUUGUUGGUCUACGAGUUCGUCACCAACGGCACCCUCUUCGACCACAUCCAUGACACUACCAAACACGUCCCACUUUCUUGGGAAGCUCGCUUGAGAAUCGCUUCGGAAACUGCCGGGGUCAUUUCGUAUUUGCAUUCAUCAGCUUCCACUCCAAUCAUCCAUAGAGAUAUCAAGACGACCAACAUACUUUUAGACGAUAAUUACAAUGCAAAGGUGUCUGAUUUCGGUGCUUCCAAAUUGGUUCCAUUGGAUCAAACUCAAUUAUCCACUAUGGUUCAAGGGACUCUUGGAUAUUUGGACCCGGAGUAUUUGUUAACGAGUGAGUUGACGGAGAAGAGCGAUGUGUAUAGCUUUGGAAUUGUGCUUCUAGAGCUGAUAACCGGGAAGAAGGCGGUGAGUUUCGAGGGGCCGGAAGCGGAGAGGAAUUUAGCUAUGUAUGUUCUAUGUGCAAUGAAGGAAGAUCGGUUGGGGGAUGUUGUGGAGAAGGGAAUAAUGGCGAGGGAAAGGGAGUUUGAGCAGAUAAAAGAAGUGGGGAAGGUGGCGAGGAAGUGCUUGAGAAUAAGUGGGGAGGAGCGGCCGAGCAUGAAGGAGGUGGCUAUGGAGUUGGAGGGUUUGAGAGUGAUGGUUGAACAUCAAUGGGUUAAUGAAGAAAAUAUGGUGGCAGAUGGAGCUUCGCAUAUGUUUGUGGUGAGUGGGAGUACAAAUGUUGUGGAUGAUAGCAUGAAAGUUCAGGUUUUGCCACUGAUUCAUGAUGGAAGAUGAUGAAUUGUUUGAUGAACUCAAGAUUGUUGGUUUAUUCAAAUUGCAUAUAGUUUGGAUUUCAAUUCCUAACUUCAUUAUGUACUAAAUGUUUUGGAGUUUUCUAUUAAUGUUAUUUGGUUGAAUCUUCUUAAAAACAA